ACAUGACUGAGUACCGUUCACACCCCUCGAACCUACGAAUGUACGAGCCUCUACAAAGGACUGCGCACAUGCCUUGCACAUAGCAUUGCCUUAGACGUUGGACCUGAAGGGGAUCUCACCAUCAUGUCUGAAAUCCCCAUCGUCGUCGGCGUAGGCGACUUCGUUAACCGCUCCACCUCAAUAUCAGAUGCCCACGAGCCAUUGACCCUGAUACUUAACGCCAUCACAAUCGCGCUGGAAGACACCGCUCUCAAUGCAUCAAGUCGCGCGAAACUGCAAUCGGCAAUCGACAGCAUCGACGUCGUCCGCACAUGGACAUGGCCAUACGACGAUUUACCGGGCGACAUCAGCAGGAAUCUAGGCGUCGUUCCACGCCACCGGUUCUACUCCGACCAUGGCGGGAACAAGCCUGCCAAGAUGCUCGAUGAGGCUGCGCGGCGGAUAUCGAAGCGGCGAAGUAAAGUUGCUAUCGUGACUGGCGGUGAAGCACUUGCUUCAUUAACAGCAUGCGCCGCCGCAAAGAAACUGCCUCCACCAGGCUGGAUCGAGACGAAACAGGGCGUCGACAAGGUCUUUUCGCCGACGGGGAGAGAUCUUGGGAAAAACAUCGGAGCAACCCACUCCAUAGGCGAACCGAUUCAAGUCUACCCGCUUUUUGAAGCUGGUUUCCGAGCACAUCGCGGACAAAGUAUAGGCGAUAACAACGACGAGUCAGCACAACUGUACGCUGAAUUUGCAGAAGUCGCUUCAAGUCAGCCUUAUUCUUGGAACUAUGAGAAAUCGCCGAAGUCGAAAGAGGAGAUUGGUACGGUGUCAAAGAGGAAUAGGAUGAUAUGUUUGCCUUAUCCACUACUCAUGAACGCAUUCAACACGGUCAACCUCGCCGCGGCAUGCAUAUUGACUUCCACCACAUUCGCUGAAGAACUGGGCAUCCCCAAGGAGAAAUGGAUAUAUGUUCUCGGCGGUGCAGGGACGCAGGAUGCAACUGAUUUCUGGAAUCGACCAAACUACCACUCCAGUCCGUCUAUUGAACGCUCCCUUGACACUGGUCUUGAAGUCUCGGGUCUGAUACGGGAUGAUAUUGAUUUAUGUGAUUUCUAUUCGUAUGUCUCCUCUUCUGUGUCUCUCACCAUCAGAUGGGCUGACGACGUGGAUCCGAAUAGGUGCUUUCCCGUCGUCCCCAAAAUCGCAGCAACACACUUGAAUCUGCCUAUCACCGGCGGCAGCAAACCAAUCACUUUGCUAGGCGGAUUGACGAGCUUUGGCGGUGCCGGAAACAAUUACUCUAUGCAUGCCAUCACAGAAAUGACACGCCAAAUCCGUGCUGGAAAAGGCCGACACGGUUUAGUCCUUGCCAACGGCGGCGUCAUGACAUAUCAGCAUGUCAUUUGUCUUUCGAAGUCGCCUCGCCGCGAAGGCGUCGCGUACCCGGAUAAUCCGCCAUUGCCGGAAGUCAUUGAAGAUGUGCCGAGUCCCGAAGUCGAUGCCGAAGUCCAGGGUGAACAGGAUGCUGUUAUUGAGACAUAUACCGUUGAAUAUAAGAGGGAUAAUACCCCGCUUCGAGCAUACAUUGUCGGUCGCCUGAAGAGCACUGGACACAGAUUCGUCGCGAAUCACGGGGAUGAGGAGACGCUCAGGCAGUUAUGCUCCCAGACGGAGGAGAAGAUCGGACGGACUGGACGGGUCAAGAGUGAUGGACAACGGAACCUGUUCGUAUUGAAGAGGGAGUUGGCAAGCAGGUUGUAAGCUGUAAAACUUGCCAAUCAAUAUGAUGCUGUACUGCAACAUCCAGGACAUUAGUCGCUUUUGUAGCUCGUGGAGCCUACAUCAAUCUCGUCAAGUCUCUACUGGCUUUUCCUUUCGGCUGCUGUCAUGGGCUGCUUCAUGUUCGGCCUCGUCAUCGUUCCGGGUCCAUUGUCAGUUGGUCUCGGAC
Molecule: messenger RNA, 1933 nt
Organism: Exophiala viscosa
Lineage: Eukaryota; Fungi; Ascomycota; Eurotiomycetes; Chaetothyriales; Herpotrichiellaceae
Product: acetyl-CoA C-acetyltransferase
Exons: 7
Coding region: 124-1746 (540 amino acids)
Molecular function (GO): acyltransferase activity
Source: RefSeq, a predicted model, not a curated record